Molecule: messenger RNA, 931 nt
Organism: Prunus avium (sweet cherry)
Lineage: Eukaryota; Viridiplantae; Streptophyta; Magnoliopsida; Rosales; Rosaceae
Product: protein EPIDERMAL PATTERNING FACTOR 1-like
Biological process (GO): stomatal complex development; guard cell differentiation
Source: RefSeq, a predicted model, not a curated record
UCCCUCAUCUCUAAAUCCCCCUUCAAACACACCAACCCUUUUCACAGCUUCUUGAGAUUUUCUCACCUUCCAUUUUGAUGAAAUCUCUUUUCAUCAAAUUCCUAAAAUUUGAGUAGUCUUUGCAAGAACAAAUUACAAAACUAUGAUGAAGAAGUACUUGUCUCUUGGAGCCCACACAAGUUUCCUGCUUGGGAUUUUCUUCAUGUUAAUUGUGAUGGGCAGAAGCCUAGGUGUGAGGCCUCACCUCCCUUUAAACCUUCAAGCAGAAGUUGUUACCGGUAACAGAGUCAACGUUCGAAUGCACCUUGAGGAAGGAGCAAAGAAAGAAGAGAACAUGGAGCUAUACCCAUUUGGGUCGAGCUUGCCGGACUGUUCACAUGCUUGUGGACCAUGCUUUCCAUGCAAAAGAGUGAUGGUGAGCUUCAAGUGCUCCGUUUCAGAGUCUUGCCCAAUUGUCUACAGGUGCACCUGUAGAGGAAAGUACUACCAUGUACCCUCUAAUUGAUGAAUAGUACUUCAUCCACCACCGCACUGGCCUCUCUGGUUUUCCUCUUAAUUAAUUAUGUGGGGAUGAAUUAAUUUCUAGGCUUUAUAUGGAAGUUAAUUAACUUACUUUGAGACUGGAAUUUUCUUGAUCCUAUUUUUGUUUAGUUAGAUUCAGGAUUUGUAGUUUAGAUGGGAAGGAGAAAAGUUGUAGGGGAGAGUUUAUUUGUAUAUCACGAGUUUCUUGUUUUUUCGGACCCUUUUCUUUCGAGUUUUUUUCUUUUACAAGAGCGAUAUUCUAAACUAUUCUAAUGUACGGGGAGAAAAUUCAAACUCGGAUGUAAGAAGAAGGCCAUACUGCCUUGGCACUGGCCUAACCCAUAUUUGCUCCCUCACUAUUUAGUAGAUUUGAGCUCGCUCUCUCUCUCUCUCUCUCUCAUUGUAUCCA